This is a messenger RNA of Cucurbita moschata (crookneck pumpkin), 766 nucleotides long. RefSeq names its product gibberellin 3-beta-dioxygenase 1-like. NCBI's taxonomy places the organism in Eukaryota, Viridiplantae, Streptophyta, Magnoliopsida, Cucurbitales, Cucurbitaceae. The record is from RefSeq and is a predicted model, not a curated record. The coding region runs from base 29 to 607 and encodes 192 amino acids. The transcript has a single exon.
UUUGUUUUUGUUUUAAUCAAGUGAUAAAAUGGAAGAAUACCAACUCAAAAUGAAGGCUUUAGCUGAUAAGCUAAUAAGCUUAAUCUUCAAGUUUCUUGGCAUCUCGGAUGAAGAGAUGGUGAAGAAGUUGUCUUACAUCGACCCGGCCACCGGAAAACCCCACUUGGCUUUGCGCUUGAACUCGUUUCCUCCAUGCCCUGAACCAAGCAAAGUCAUUGGCCUCGCGGCCCACACUGACACCUCCCUCUUCACCAUGCUUCACCAGGCACGCAGAGAGGGGCUACAGAUCUUGAACGAGAAAGAUGGCUGGCUUCCGCUGGCUCCAAGGAGCGACGCUCUCAUUAUUAACAUCGGCGAUUUCCUCCAAAUUAUAUCGAACGGGCGGUUUCAUAGCGUUCCUCACCGGGUGAUGAUACGAGAGACUGAGAAGACUACGAUGUCGAUGGCAUAUUUCUUUCAUCCACCAGGUCAUUUAUACGUAGCACCUUAUUGUAAGCCAUUGAGUGAAACUCUACAGACUCCCAUUUAUAAAGGAGUGAACGUGAAAGAAUAUUUCAUCAUCAAGGCUAAAGCCUCGGGGAAGGGAAUUGCUGCCCUAACAAUAUGAUGUUUCAUAUUGAAAACCUCUUGUUUGCUUCACUUUCAGAAGGGUUUCCAAAAAUAAGUUGUUAAACUGUUCAUGUGGGGGCAGCUUUUAAAUGGUUUAGUUUGAUGAUCAUACACAGCCAUGCAAUAAAUAUGGAAACUUGCAUGUAAUAUUCUCGUC